Penicillium soppii is the source of this 225-nucleotide messenger RNA. RefSeq lists its product as uncharacterized. NCBI's taxonomy places the organism in Eukaryota, Fungi, Ascomycota, Eurotiomycetes, Eurotiales, Aspergillaceae. The transcript has a single exon. The record is from RefSeq and is a predicted model, not a curated record. The coding region runs from base 1 to 225 and encodes 74 amino acids.
AUGUCGAUUUGUUCCCUCUAUGUGCCUUUCUACCCCUCUGAUAUCAUUUGGGGCCCCCUUCCUCGUCCAAACGUGAACUUGCAUAGGCUAACAGACCUCGCAAAGAUUUUCAAGGCUUACAAUGUGGGCCUGGAUGUUGCCCAUGUCGCCGAUGCCUGGCGCAAGUGUUUCCAGUCGCAAUCAAUCGCUGCAACUUGGGAUAAAGCAAUGGAAUUCUGUUUUUAA